Acanthopagrus latus (yellowfin seabream) is the source of this 4635-nucleotide messenger RNA. RefSeq names its product FERM, ARHGEF and pleckstrin domain-containing protein 1-like. Bases 656 to 3739 code for a protein of 1027 amino acids. Gene Ontology annotation, molecular function: cytoskeletal protein binding; guanyl-nucleotide exchange factor activity. Lineage: Eukaryota; Metazoa; Chordata; Actinopteri; Spariformes; Sparidae. Gene Ontology annotation, cellular component: cytoskeleton. The transcript is spliced from 30 exons. The record is from RefSeq and is a predicted model, not a curated record.
GCAGUUGCACUAUGGACUUAAAAUCUGUUUUAAAUAAAGUUUCGUGGAUGAAAGAGGAGCUGCUGGCAACGUUUUCCCGGCCGCUCACUUUUCGGGGGACUUGAGAUCUAACAAGGCAGCAGGGAUGGAGAAAAAACGCCACAAAAUGUGCUUAAAUCAGCCAAGUUCUUUCGGACAGUUGGUCCAUGCAGAUACAGAUGAAGGUGCUGCUGGAGGUCAAACAGCUACAAGGUGUCAGUGGAUUAACAAGGAGUGAAGAAGCAGAACAAUUACCCUGGACCACCGGGCGAUGUCGCUGUUGCCCCGCCCUGGCUGCACUUUCUCCCCCUCAGCCUGACACCGUGGUGCCGGGCUGCCCGUGCUGCUGGAGGCGGUGUGUGCGAGCGGAGCUCUUUAUUGUUCCAGUAGAAAGCUUGAACGGCACGGUUUCCCACGUUUGGUCUCAAUGGCUACCGCACAGAAACCACGUCCCACCUGAGAGGGAGCGGUCCGGCGGCGAGGAAGAGGACUUUAUUAUCCGAAAUAAACUUACAACAGCGCCGUGUGGGAUUUACACCGUGUGUCAGCUCCUACUGACGGACAAUCUGUGGAUCCUGAAGAAAGACGGGGUCCUGAAGUGCAAGCCCGAGAGCCCCUCACUGUAACACCCGUCACCAUGGUGGAACCAGCCGACAGGCCGUCUGCAGCCGGACAGAGGCUGGGCGCCCCAGAGAGCUUCGGGGUGUCCACGCUGGAGCCAGGCCUGCGUCCUCCCGCCCAGGCUCCAGGGAGACAAGUCUCCAUAAGGGUGCAGAUGCUCGAUGACACACAGGAAGUCUUCCAGAUAUCGCAACGUUCGCCCGGUAAAGUGCUGUUUGACCUGGUUUGCGUCCAUCUCAACCUGACGGAGGGAGACUACUUCGGCCUGGAGUACCAGGACCAGCGCAAGAUGACGGUGUGGCUCGAUCUGCUGAAGCCGACCCUGAAACAGAUCAGACGGCCUAAAAACACCAUCCUUCGCUUCGUGGUCAAGUUCUUCCCCCCCGACCACACGCUGCUCUCGGAGGAGCUGACUCGGUAUCUGUUUGCCCUGCAGGUUAAACGCGACCUGGCCUGCGGUCGCCUCAUCUGUAACGACACCAGUGCCGCCCUCAUGGUCUCCCACAUCAUCCAGUCCGAGAUCGGAGACUUCGACGAGACCCAGAGCUGGCAGCAUCUCCUCCACAACAAGUACCUGCCAGACCAGGACGCCAUCAGAGACAAGAUCACAGACUGCCACCGCCAGCAUGUCGGACAGACUCCUGCAGUGUCAGACUACCACCUGCUGGAAAUCGCUCGGCGACUGGAGAUGUAUGGCAUGCGUCUGCACCCGGCCAAGGACCGGGAGGGUACCAAGCUCAACCUGUCUGUGGCACACACCGGGGUGCUGGUUUUCCAGGGGUACACAAAAAUUAAUGCCUUCAACUGGUCCAAGGUUCGCAAGCUCAGCUUCAAACGCAAAAGGUUUCUCAUUAAGCUGCGAGCAGACCCCGCUCAAAACGCUCACCACGACACGCUGGAGUUCGCCAUGGCCAGCAGGGAUUGCUGUAAGAUCUUCUGGAAGAUCUGCGUGGAGUAUCACGCCUUCUUUAGGCUCUUCGAGGAGCCGAAGCCCAAACCCAAGCCUAUCCUCUUCACCAGGGGCUCCUCGUUCCGCUUCAGCGGCCGAACCCAGAAGCAGAUCAUUGAUUAUGUGAAAGACUCGGAGCUCAAGAAAAUACCAUUCGAAAGGAAGCACAGUAAGGUCCUGUCCAACAGCAGCAUGUCCCCUCAGUCGUCCUCCUUCAGAUCACAAGUGCCAAAAGAGAGUGCCAUGUCUGUCCAGUUAGCAGACCAGCCGGACUCAGCCAGACUGGGUCACCAAGCUGAGUCUAACGGCUCAGAGGAGCCACUGGCGGCUGCGUCCUCCACCAACGGCUUCCACGACCCACCGAUGGCGGACCCGACUCGGCAGAACCACAACGGCACCGGAUCGGCGCUGGACCCGAACUUCCUCAACCCAGAAAGUCCUGGUUCAGAGGACUCUCCGGGGGGAAGUCCCCAUGUGGUCGUCAACGGCAGCGGCUCGGUAAAUGGGCCGGGGCCGGGUCCAGGUCAGAGUCCUGAGGUACGGCUGCUGUCUCCGCUCACCAGCCCGCUGCUCACCGACGCCGGGUGUGUCCGCAACGAAGAUGAAGAGGAGGCACGGAGGAAGAAGUUUCCCACAGACAAGGCCUACUUCAUAGCCAAGGAACUGUUGACCACAGAGCGGACCUACCUCAAAGACCUGCAGGUCAUCACAGAGUCCUUCAAGAGUGUUGCGGAGAAAGACGAAGCCUUCCCAGAGUCUGUCAAGAACCUGAUCUCCACCAGCUAUGAUCCACUUUACAAGUUUCACCAGGGAUUCCUCAAAGAGGUGGAGCAGCGUCUGGCACAGUGGGAGGGACGUUCAAACGCUCAUAUUAAAGGAGACUAUCAACGUAUUGGUGACAUUCUCCUGAAGAACAUCCAGGGUCUGAGGCAGCAGACAGUUCACCUCCAGAAACAUUCAGAGUGCCUGGUGGAGCUGGAGCGGGCCUGCAGGUCCAUUCGGAAGGUGGAGACCGCAUGUCGAGACUUCGAGCAGCAGAGAGUUUGCUACCUGCCCUUCAACAUCUUCCUCCUCCGGCCUCUGCACCGCCUGCUGCACUACAAGCUCAUCCUGGAGAGGCUCUGCAAGCACUACCCACCCACCCACGACGACUUCAGGGACUGCAGAGCGGCCCUGGCGGACAUUUCAGAGAUGGUGGUGCAGCUCCAAGGCACCAUGAUGAAGAUGGAGAACUUCCAGAAGCUUCUAGAGCUGAAGAAAGAUCUGACCGGCAUCGACAUCCUCGUCAUCCCCGGGAGGGAAUUUAUCAGGCUUGGCUGCCUCAGCAAGCUCUCAGGGAAGGGCCUUCAGCAGAGGAUGUUCUUCCUGUUCAGCGAUUCCUUGAUGUACACCAGCCGAGGAAUGACGCCGUCCAACCAGUUUAAAGUUCACGGCCAGCUGCCUCUUUACGGCAUGACGAUCCGAGAGAGCGAGGAGGAGUGGGGAGUCCCUCAUUCGUUCACCUUGUUCGGGCAGCGCCAGUCGGUGGUGGUGGCCGCCAGCUGUGCGUCAGAGAUGGAGCGAUGGGUGGAGGACAUCCGGAUGGCCAUCGACCUGGCGGAGCAGAGCAGCAGCCCGAGUGCCGACCUGCUGUCCACCAGCCUCUCUGACAACAAGCUGUCGGAGGACGGUGGAGCAGAGCUGGAGUCGGAGGAGGAGCUCUGCGGCUCGCGCUCGUCCCUGGAGCGCCAGGGUCACCGUGGCAACACCACCGUGCAUGUGUGCUGGCAUCGCAACACCAGCGUGUCCAUGGUGGACUUCAGCGUCGCUGUGGAGAACCAGCUCUCAGGUAACCUGCUGAGGAAGUUUAAGAACAGUAACGGCUGGCAGAAGCUCUGGGUGGUGUUCACCAACUUCAGCCUCUUCUUCUACAAGUCGCACCAGGACGACUACCCUCUGGCCAGCCUCCCCCUGCUGGGCUACUCCGUCACCGUCCCGUCCGAGUCGGAGAACAUCCACAAAGACUACGUUUUCAAACUCCACUUUAAAUCCCACGUCUACUACUUCAGAUCGGAGAGCGAGUACACCUUUGAAAGGUGGAUGGAGGUGAUCCGCAGCGCCACCUGCUCCUCCAGCCGCCCGCUGCCGAGCACCAGGAAAGACCUUUACUGAUGACCGUGCGCUCUGUCGGCGCUCCGCCUGCCGGGCGAGGAUCUGAACGCUAGGCUGCACAAACACCAGAAAAAGACUCUUAUUAUAUUGUAGAAUCUCACCGCAGGCGCUCGAUUGAUUCCACGCUAAUUAAUACCUCUGAACGGCUGAUUCAGACACUCUCAGAGGUCCUCCUCCCACGUCACCUCAACCCUCUUAUUACACACUUUCUGCACCACUGGUGUCUGAUUAGAGACGCAUAGUUUUCCUUUUUUCUGCGUCUUCCUGGCAGUGUUUUUUUUUUUCUUUUCACUUCGAGCGUUGUUCACAUGCACACAUGAGGAUUUAAUUUUUCACCCCGAUGACGUAUCAUGUUUACAGUACAGAGGAUUUUUAUCUGUGAUACACCUGAAAGAAAUACCAGAAGUAUUUUGGGGGACACUGAAGCAUGAGUUUUGCGCACCAUGUGGUAUGUUUCUCUGGUGGAUAUUCCUGCGUGAGGAUGAUAAAACGUGUAAAUAAAAAUGUUUGAAAUCAGGAUUUUAAUCUAACGUAGAAGGACAAAUGUGUGCAUGUGAACAUACAGACUUUGUCCGACAAUCUAAAUAAAAUAAGAUGAAUUAAAUGUGACGCCAGUUAAAGAAACACAUCCAUCAUUUUCCUUUUUAUAAGACGACCUUUUGUACAGUACUUUGAUACACUGUGAAAUGUUCUUUGUCUUUGUUUGUUUUCCUCUUUACAAAAAGGCUUUUAAAUUACUUCCAAACUGCUUCCAAUGCCAACAGAGAUUUCACUGGUCCGUUUGCCAAAUACCUUUCUCUUCUGUAUUCCUCCAGCUCUCUGGAUUUUAACUAUUCUGAAUAAAGAUGAAAGAAAAGAUUGUGUUCAUAUGGAGAAAAAAAAAAGAGAGACAUCAA